Cinclus cinclus is the source of this 2502-nucleotide messenger RNA. RefSeq names its product TNNI3 interacting kinase (gene TNNI3K). NCBI's taxonomy places the organism in Eukaryota, Metazoa, Chordata, Aves, Passeriformes, Cinclidae. Gene Ontology annotation, cellular component: nucleus. The record is from RefSeq and is a predicted model, not a curated record. Gene Ontology annotation, biological process: regulation of transcription by RNA polymerase II; protein phosphorylation. The transcript is spliced from 25 exons. The coding region runs from base 1 to 2502 and encodes 833 amino acids. Gene Ontology annotation, molecular function: protein kinase activity; ATP binding; RNA polymerase II-specific DNA-binding transcription factor binding.
AUGGGAAAUUAUAAAUCUAGACCGACCCAGACUUGCACGGAUGAAUGGAAGAAGAAAGUUGGUGAAUCCUAUGCCACAGUGAUGGAGCGCUUGGAGGACGACCUGCAAAUCAAGGAAAAGGAGCUGGCAGAGUUAAAGCAUGUUUUCAGCUCGGACGAGGCGUUCUGCAGAGUGAACCUCAAUUUCCGCACGGAGAGCGGGCUCUCGCUGCUGCACCUCUGCUGUGUCUGUGGGGGCAACAAAUCACACAUCAGAACUCUCAUGCUGAAAGGGCUGCGCCCAUCCAGACUAACAAGAAAUGGAUUUACAGCUCUGCACUUGGCAGCUUAUAAGGACCAGGCAGAGCUGCUCACGGCGCUGCUGCACGGAGGCGCUGACAUCCAGCAGGUUGGAUACGGGGCUCUGACAGCCCUGCACGUCGCCUCCAUCGCCGGCCACCCCCAGGCUGUGGACAUUCUGCUGCAGCACGGGGCCUUUGUGAACGUGCAGGACGCCGUGUUCUUCACCCCUCUGCACAUCGCUGCCUACUGCGGCCACCAGCAGGUAACCCACCUGUUACUGAAGUUUGGAGCUGAUGUGAAUGCGAGUGGUGAAGUUGGGGACAGACCUCUUCAUCUGGCUGCUGCCAAAGGCUUUCUCAACAUCACAAAGCUCUUGAUGGAGGAGGGAAGCAAAGUUGAUGUGAAUGCUCAGGACAACGAGGACCAUGUGCCUCUGCACUUCUGCUCUCGGUUUGGGCACCAUGACAUUGUGAAGUUCUUACUGCAGAGCAGCUUCGAAGUGCAGCCCCACGUGGUGAAUAUCUAUGGAGACACACCUCUGCACCUUGCCUGUUACAAUGGGAAGUUUGAAGUUGUCAAGGAAAUAAUUCACCUCUCAGGAACAGAAAGUCUCACUAAAGAAAAUAUAUUCAGUGAAACAGCUUUCCACAGCGCUUGCACCUAUGGGAAGAACAUAGAACUUGUCAAGUUUCUUCUUGACCAGAAUGUUGUAAGCAUCAAUCAUCAGGGGAGAGAUGGACACACAGGGUUGCACUCUGCCUGCUACCAUGGCCAUAUUCGCCUUGUGCAGUUCUUGCUGGAUAACGGAGCUGACAUGAACCUUGUAGCUUGUGACCCCAGCAGGUCCAGUGGAGAAAAGGAUGAGCAGACCUGUUUGAUGUGGGCUUAUGAGAAAGGUCACGAUGCAAUUGUGACCCUCCUGAAGCAUUACAAGAGACCUCAGGAUGAAUCCCCCUGCAACGAAUACUCCCAGCCUGGAGGAGAUGGUUCCUACGUGUCAGUGCCAUCCCCUCUAGGGAAGAUUAAAAGCAUGACAAAAGAAAAGGCUGAUGUCCUCCUGCUCCGGGCUGGUUUGCCUUCACACUUCCACCUCCAGCUCUCUGAGAUUGAGUUCCAUGAGAUCAUCGGCUCAGGGUCUUUUGGAAAAGUCUAUAAGGGCCGAUGUAGAAAUAAAAUCGUUGCAAUCAAACGUUACCGAGCCAACACCUACUGCUCCAAGUCCGACGUGGACAUGUUCUGCCGCGAGGUUUCCAUUCUCUGCAAGCUGAACCACCCCUGUGUCAUCCAGUUCGUGGGAGCCUGCCUGGAUGACCCCAGCCAGUUUGCCAUUGUCACCCAGUACAUCUCUGGGGGAUCACUCUUCUCCCUGCUCCACGAGCAGAAGAGAAUUCUUGAUCUGCAGUCUAAAUUAAUCAUUGCUGUGGAUGUGGCCAAAGGCAUGGAAUACCUCCACAAUCUCACACAGCCCAUCAUACAUCGGGAUUUGAACAGUCACAAUAUUCUCCUGUAUGAGGAUGGUCAUGCAGUUGUUGCUGAUUUUGGAGAAUCUCGAUUUCUGCAAUCCCUGGAUGAAGACAACAUGACAAAGCAACCUGGGAACCUGCGCUGGAUGGCCCCAGAGGUGUUCACCCAGUGCACAAGGUACACCAUCAAAGCCGAUGUCUUCAGCUACGCUCUGUGCCUCUGGGAGCUGUUAACAGGGGAAAUCCCAUUUGCUCACCUGAAACCAGCAGCAGCAGCAGCAGACAUGGCAUAUCACCAUAUCCGCCCCCCCAUCGGUUACUCCAUCCCCAAACCCAUCUCUGCCUUGCUGAUGAGGGGCUGGAAUGCCUGUCCUGAGGGGAGACCAGAGUUUUCAGAAGUUGUCACAAAGUUAGAGGAGUGUCUGUGCAAUAUUGAGUUAAUGUCUCCAGCCUCCAGCAACAGCAGCGGGUCCCUGUCUCCCUCGUCCUCCUCAGACUGCCUGGUGGCCCGCGGUGGCCCCGGCCGCAGCCACGUGGCCGCCCUGCGCAGCCGCUUCGAGCUGGAGUACGCCCUGAACGCGCGAGCCUACGCUGCCUGGCACCUGGGCACUGGGCAGCCCCCUUCUCAGGGCCUGUCUCUGGAUGACAUGAGAAGGAACUUCCAGUACCCCCCCGUGGACAAAAACGGGUACGUGUCAGACCCUCUGAGCACCAUGAGGUUCCAGCCCUGCAGCAGCAGCUUGGAGGACAGCAGCUGA